Anguilla rostrata (American eel) is the source of this 3212-nucleotide messenger RNA. RefSeq names its product RAB32b, member RAS oncogene family (gene rab32b). The coding region runs from base 15 to 743 and encodes 242 amino acids. Gene Ontology annotation, cellular component: phagocytic vesicle; trans-Golgi network; lysosome. NCBI's taxonomy places the organism in Eukaryota, Metazoa, Chordata, Actinopteri, Anguilliformes, Anguillidae. The transcript is spliced from 3 exons. The record is from RefSeq and is a predicted model, not a curated record. Gene Ontology annotation, molecular function: GTP binding; GTPase activity. Gene Ontology annotation, biological process: phagosome-lysosome fusion; endosome to lysosome transport.
GGAAUUGAGACCAGAUGAGUUCCGGGUCCAAACAUACGGAGGUGUGUUCUGGAGGUCUGUGGCAUUUUUACUUGGCAUUUGCAGCGAAUGAAACUAUUUGUGCUAUUUGGAGUUUAAUGAUGGCGGGCGAGUGUAAGGAGUACUUGUUUAAAGUUUUAGUCAUCGGGGAGAAUGGUGUCGGAAAGACCUGCAUAAUAAGACGGUAUGCUCACCAACUUUUUUCCGAGAACUACAGAGUGACCAUAGGAGUUGAUUUCUCGUUGAAAGUUAUCAACUGGGACAGCUCUACUUCGGUGCGACUACAACUGUGGGACAUUGCAGGUCAGGAGCGGUUUGGGAACAUGACCAGAGUGUACUACAAGGGGGCAGUGGGAGCAUUCGUCGUGUUUGACCUGACCAGAGCCUACACCUUCGAGGCGGUCACCAAGUGGAAAGAGGACCUGGACUGUAAGGUCAAGCUGCCUGAUGGUCGCCCCAUUCCAACCGUGCUGCUGGCCAACAAGUGCGACCAAAAGAACAAAUACACUGACUUCUUCUUGGACAACUUCUGCCAGGAGGCUGGGUUUCUGGGGUGGUUCAACACUUCAGCGAAGGAGAACAUCAACGUGGAGAAGGCAGGACAAUUCCUGGUGGAGCGCAUUCUGGAAAACACCAGAGAGCAGCCCUUUGAUGAGGGGAAAAACGACAGGGUAAAAUUGGACCAGGCUCCCAUGAUGGCUGAGAGCGGAGUGCAGUGCUGCUAGCGAUGGGAUUAGGGAUACGCAGGAAUUGGUGGCCCUGGGCUGCCAAGAUGUGGCCACACUGGACCCUGGAAGCCUUAUCCAUCAAAACCACCAAUGUUAGGAUUGCUAACGCCAAGCAAGGAUCACUCUGUACUGGUUACCACAACUAUAUGACAUUUCAGGUGUUGUAGUGUGCUCUCCAGUGCCUCAUAUACAUUCUGCAAGUAAGUCAACAAUACAAGAGAAAUCAUCUAAUCUCAUUUCCACCCGAAGCCAUAAAACAAGAUUUUCACCUCUUGCUUUACUAAUAUAUUUCUGGUUCUUACUUACAUCACUCUGGAGCACCUUGUGCCAAUUAUUGAUUUACUUGACUGAUCUCUUUAAGCUGUGAUAAUUGUCCCACUAUGUGAUUUACACCACUUAAAAAGAAACAGAUUUACCUCUUAUGUCAGCUAUUUAAAAAAGAUGUGUAAAUACCAAAAGAAUUUAGUAACAACAUUAGUGAAAGAUCCACAUUCCAUAUUUGUAAGAUAAGAGUGCCAAAUGUGUUACAAAUCCCAGAGAAGACAUUUCCAGAAUUAACAACCAGUAGUUGUUAAUUUCCUGUAAUAUUUAGACAUGUUUUAAGCCAUGGCCUCUGAAAGAACAGCUGGGUUAUCAAACAAAGCCACUACACAGAUGAUUUUGUAGUGGCAGUAUAUUUAAGGUUGUCUAGCUAGAGAACACACCAGGGUUAAAACCAUGUUGAACAGUAAGCUUUUCAUGUUAAGUUUGAGUCGAGAGUAAAUCUGAUUGCACAUGUAAAUUGACCCAUUCUUUCUGUAUGUGGUUGUGUGGCAGGAGUGAAUGGUCUAGGAGGAAAAACUGGUUGAAAUGAGUCCUCUUGCUGCCACCUCACCCAUGUGGCAGUGUUCCCCACUGUAGGCGCCAGAAGGGCUUUGUUUAGACAGUGUAGACGAUUAUUGCCUUUAAAAGACAAGCCUUUAACAGACGGAAAUAACAGGCUUACAUAAAUAAUUACAGUUCUUUCAGAACCCUUUUACAGUUUUCAGCAUGGUGCACACCAUCUCAGAAGAAGAAGAACACUUGAUUCUGAUUUGCUUAAGAACACAGAGGAAUUUGGUGGUUGCAAAAUGAAAAUUAUAAUGCUUUCGAUCAAUGGUGCAAUUUGUAAUAGGUACUUUUAUGUGAAUUUCUCUUUUAAUUGUAUUUUACAUUAAAUUGUAUUGUGUGUAUGCAUGUUUAAAUUCAGUAUUUUACCAAAAAACAGCUUAUACUAUGUAAUAUUGUACUGGUUCUCUACAGCUGAUGUGAUUGUAUUACUAUUUAAGUUGAUGGUGUCUAAUCUUACCUGAGAUGAAUAGUACUUCUACACCUGGUACUGUACUUCUAUACCUGAUUCUAAAACACCUUAUUCAAUUUAACAAUUGAAUAAGGUGGCUAAAGACACAGGCUGAAGACCCACUGCUUCAGAGUGCAGUUGGGUCCCCUCAUAUCUUCACCCCUAAAUCUACCUUUUGUACUUGUUCAGGUUAUGGUAGUUUUUAUAGUUUUAGGUUUUCCUUCCUAUGACAUGUUAUGGAUGUAAUUAGUAUGUAUUCAGGUGUUGUAUUUUGGUUCUUGCUUAGCAUAGUUCAUUUGCAAAAGUGCUUUAGUGAUGUUACAUAUGUACUUGCUGGUCAGGGAAUGGUGUUGGCCAGGUCUGGCACUAUGAUUCAUACAAAUCAGGGGAAUGCACUUUAUUGUACAUUGUAAGCCUCUCAAGAUAACCUUGGAACAAAGGCUAUGUGAGGUGUUCAUUUUGAUAAUAUUCCUUGCAUUACUAUGGCAACGCCUCUUGGAAAGCAUCACUGUUCUUGUUGGUUUAUCUGCUGGUUUUCUCAGUAUCACAGGUCAGGACACUGAAGCAUGUAAACAAAGUGGGGAUCAAGUUUCGAUGUGCUGCUGUUGAACUGGACUGUCCCCAUCUGACAGAAUCUAGUUCUGACAUAAUAGAACACCGUCCUCAGAAAUGUCUCUGUUAAUGAAAAAAUAAAAAAUCAAUAAUAAUAAUAAUAAUAAUAAUAAUAAUAAUAAUAAUAAUAAUACAUUGUAUUUUUAAAACAGCCCUAAUUGAAUUCCAUACUGUCACCAGCUCAUUACUCACUGCUUAAAAGCCAUACAGUUAUAUACCGCCGACAGCAUGGUUUGUUUGGAACAGUAGCACUGGUCUGGCUGCAAUUCAGCAAAAUAAUUUUGGUUCACAAGUUAAACUCCCUGCACUGAAGAUUUUAAUUCAUUUUAUUUUAAUCCAUGCCAUUAUUGCAACAUUUUGGAAAUAAUAUCAUUUGGCAGAAAAAAAUGGUAGAAAAAGCAUAUUUUUACUGCCCUUUAAUGUUUGAAAUUUUCUUUCUGAAUUCCACUCUAGCUCAAUCAUGAUGUCAGAGUACCUGUUUGGAUGUAAUACUGUGACUUAUAGGCUAAAUGUCAAUAAAAAUAUCUGGCCAGAAA